AUGUGUCCACACGUUCUCUUCGUCCAUGUGCAUUUAUUGGCGGCGCUCUCGAAGACUCAUGAACACGCACCGGCCAGCGUCGUGUACUUGCUUGCACAACUGGCAGCGCCGGUUGCAGAAGUGGGCCGAGUGGGAAAGACCUCCACAGGCCGCGCAAGGACCGUACUGGCGUUGUCGAUUGUCGUGACCGCCUCGGCUCUGGUACCGGUUGUCCCGACUGGGUUUCCGGCCACUCUGAUCGCCUCCCGCGUCGGGGAGCCGUUCGUGGUCUCGCAGCACUACGCCUCGGCCAACCUGACCCCGGAAGCUCGCGACGUGUGCUCUGGGGUCUUCAAUACGCUCUCGCACGAGGCGGUCACGACAAUCGACAACGCCAGUACGGUUCCUUGCGCGGCCUGUGGCGGUCUUUCCCACUCGGCCUACUUCUGCAACCGGCGCUGCCAGUUGUGCAAGCAAGUACACGACGCUGGCCGGUGCGUGUUCAUGAGUCUUCGAGAGCGCCGCCAAUAG
Messenger RNA from Phytophthora sojae, 510 nucleotides. RefSeq lists its product as hypothetical. The transcript has 3 exons. The record is from RefSeq and is a predicted model, not a curated record. Bases 1 to 510 code for a protein of 169 amino acids. NCBI's taxonomy places the organism in Eukaryota, Oomycota, Peronosporomycetes, Peronosporales, Peronosporaceae.